UGCAACUCAUUUGUUUACAAAUGGCGACGGUAAAACGAUAAGGAUUACCUAACACAAAUUGAAUGUUACACAGUCAUAUUUAAAAAGAUAAUAAAGGAAAAGAUCAUGGGUGAGUUACUGCCGUCUGACCGAGGUGAGGUCCUAAAGCAUGUAUUUAACCAGUACGACAGGCAUGGGAAGGGGGAGCUGUCUCCUCUAGAAGUACAGAAUCUUCAUGGGGACAUACGCAUGGGAGGCAUUAGCUAUCCACAGGUGUUGGCCAGUAUGAAGUAUGUUUGUGGGAGCCUGGACUGCUGCACCCUAGAGGAGCUACAUGACCUUCUGCAGGAGAUGGACCGCCGCUACUUCCUUGUCCAGGAUCUCCGCUGGGAGUUCUCCCUGCUUGACCGUGAACACAAGGACACCAUCACUGAACACCAGGCCAUGUGGAUGGUUCAGGCUAUGCAUGGAAAGAACUUCUCCAAGAGGAAGUGGGCAUCAUUCCUGCAGCUGCGUGCAGUGCCAGGUAGCCCGUUGGCGUUUCCAGAGAUUGAGGUGCUGCUGUGUAACGUUAAGUCCAGCCUGGAUGUGCUGCAGGAGCGUGAGGAAGAGGAGAGGGAGAGGAGAGAGCGACUGGAGCAUGAGCGGCUGCGACAGGAGGAAGAACGGAGGGAACGAGAGAGACUGGAGAGGCUUAAGGAUGAGGAGAGGCGGAGGAAGGAGGAGGUUAAAUAUUCCAAAAUGACGGCGAAGCAGCGGCUGGAGGAGGACGCUCGCAGGAAGAUGAUGGAGGAGGAAGAGGAGAGGAGACAUCGACAGCAGGAAUUAGAGGAAGAGGAACGACGGCGCGAGGAGCAGCGUCUGCUGGAACUGGAGGAGAGGGGCCGGGAGGAGGAGGAGCGGCGGCGCCAGGAAGAACUCGAGAAGUACAAGGACGCCGAGAAAAUCGUGAAUUUUAGAGGUUAUGGAUUGUGCAGAGGAUGUAUGAAGGAGACUGAGCUGGAGGAGGCGGACAUCCUGGAGCGUCUGCGGGUGGUGCGGGAGAAGCUCCAGACGGAGACGGACGGUCGGAAGCGCGUGGAACUGCAGGAGGAGGAGCAGCGUCUUCUCAGACUGCUAAGAGACCUGAAGCACAAACGCAUUCGGUACAAGCUGAAGGUGGCUAUCAAGGAGCGUGACCGGUACAAGCUGGAGUACUCCGUCAACGAGUUCAAGACGGAGAAGGUGGAGGACGUGGACAUGGACCUAGAGAAGGCCGAGCGCCUUCUCCGCGAGAUCACUUCCAGGGACAACCUACGGCGUGCGGUGUCGCGGCGUGAGAUCGAGGAGCUCGAAAAGGCGAUUGCCACCAUCAAGCGGAACGGGCUAGAGGUACAGCUGGCCCGGGAGCUUAUCGAGGCCAACGUCAUCCUCACCCGUCUACGCAAGAUCCAGCGCAUCCGCUCCGAGAUUCUUGAGUUGAAGCAGUCGACCGUGGCGGAGAUCAGGAGCUACCAGAAGCCGCCGCCCGUCGUGCAUACCGUUAUGACCGCCACCUUCCUCAUCCUGGGCCACAAGGAGAAGGAGACUAAGGACUGGAAGACUGUCCAAGCGCUUGUGGGCAAGACGGGCAAGGAUGGGCUGAAACGGCGUUGUCUGGAGUGUGACGCAAGUAAGAUCCCCAUGGAGACCGCACGCCGCGCCAGGCAACUUCUCGAAAAACAGGAAUUGGACGAGGUCAGGGACGUUUCCGCCGGCGCCGCCACGUUCUACGUGUUUACUUUUGCCAUGGUGGAGGAGUGUUUUGACAUCGAUGAGCGCGGUCCGCUGCCAGAUGAGGAAACGAACCCGACCUCCGGGCCUUCCCCUGGUGAGAAGGCGGGGAAGGCUGGGCGACAGCGGGUGGACCCCACCAAGAUGACGAUCCAGCGAUCCCGUCAGGUAGUUACCAACUCUGGCACGGCGGCGGUCGCCACUGAGCUUCGAAACAAGACUCCCACCAGGAAGAAAUAGUGACAUAUCAUCGCUUGUGUGUUUUCAUGUAUAAUAUAUUUCAACGGCUUUGGUCAUUUUAUAUCAGUUCUCGAGGUUGGCUAAAAAGUUUGUUUUGUAUAUUAUUAGAAUAUAUUCGUUAACAAUUCUUAACAAAUUUAAUUCGCUAUUAGAAAUGCAUUUUGUUUUUAUAAAAUGGUAACGCAAAGCUUGGAAGAUGGAGAUGCAUUUCUUGAGACAUCGUGCAUUUUUGAUUCAUUCUAUAUUUUAUUCUAAUAUUUAGCACAGUUCUAGCAGUUGUAUGUAUCUCAUUGGUGUUCAGAGAACAGCAUUUUCCUUUCUCCUGCAGGCAGGAUGCCUUGUUAUUAUUUAUUUUUCAUAUAUAUAUAUAGUUUGAUAUAUAUAGUUUGAUUUGCAUUUACAAGAAUAAAACAAUAUAUACUGUGAUAUAUUUCCCUUAUUAGACAUAACUGUAUGGCCUCUUUUUGUAGUGAUAAUACAUCGUAAGUCUUUUGGUAGGCUGUUUCUCAUAUUUGAUAGACAAUGGGCCGACUAUUCAGAACAUUGUUAAGGUGAAAAACGUUGUUAUAUGGAUCGUUGUUAACCCUUUAAUCAUAAGAAUGUUUCACAGACACAUAUGUGGUGCUUUCACAUAUAUGAAACGACUCAUUCAGCUUCACUUAUUUUAUCUCAAUAUAUGAGAAUAUCAUAAAACAUCUCACUUUUGAAAGUGAAAAACGAUGUUAUUUACAACACGGUUAACUUUAACAAAAAUUCUGAACAAUUAGCCUAUUAUAUCUAAGAGAAAAAUUAUCUGAACAUUUUUAACAUUAAUCAAAAUCCGACUUAAAUUAUGAAUUGAUUUUUUAAAUAAAUAUUUAACA
Molecule: messenger RNA, 2834 nt
Organism: Mya arenaria
Lineage: Eukaryota; Metazoa; Mollusca; Bivalvia; Myida; Myidae
Product: trichohyalin-like
Exons: 15
Coding region: 106-1971 (621 amino acids)
Molecular function (GO): calcium ion binding
Source: RefSeq, a predicted model, not a curated record